Messenger RNA from Gambusia affinis (western mosquitofish), 1493 nucleotides. RefSeq names its product creatine kinase, brain a (gene ckba). The transcript is spliced from 8 exons. The record is from RefSeq and is a predicted model, not a curated record. The coding region runs from base 170 to 1315 and encodes 381 amino acids. Gene Ontology annotation, biological process: phosphocreatine biosynthetic process. NCBI's taxonomy places the organism in Eukaryota, Metazoa, Chordata, Actinopteri, Cyprinodontiformes, Poeciliidae. Gene Ontology annotation, molecular function: creatine kinase activity.
AUAAAACCCAUCCCAAGUGAAGGCUGGUCUGAGAGCAGUUAGGACGCCGCCGGUGGUGUGUGUGUGUGUAUGUGUGUAUGUGCGCUCUUCAGUCGGAAACAUAGGGAUCUUUGUAUCAACUAGUAGUAGUAGUAGUACCCACCAAGCCCGAACACAACAGGGAACAGCCAUGCCUUUCGGAAACACGCACAACAAGUCGAAGCUGAAAUACUCCUCUGAGCAGGAGUACCCGGACCUCAGCAAACACAACAAUUACAUGGCCAAGAUCCUGACUGCGGCCAUGUACGAGCAACUGCGGACCAAAGAGACACCCAGUGGAUUUACUCUGGAUGAUGUUAUUCAGACUGGGGUUGAUAACCCAGGCCACCCGUUUAUUAUGACCGUGGGCUGUGUGGCUGGGGAUGAGGAGACGUAUGAAGUUUUCAAAGAGCUGCUGGAUCCUGUGAUUCAGGACAGACAUGGAGGUUACAAACCCACAGACAAGCACAAGACUGACCUGAACCCGGACAACCUGAAGGGCGGCGAUGACCUUGACCCCAAGUAUGUCCUGAGCUCCCGGGUCAGAACAGGACGCAGCAUACGUGGCUUCUGUCUCCCACCGCACUGCAGCCGUGGAGAGCGGCGGGCCGUGGAGAAGCUCUCUGUUGAAGCUCUGGCCGCUCUCAGUGGAGACCUGAAGGGGAAAUACUACGCUCUGAAGAACAUGAGCGAGGCAGAGCAGCAGCAGCUCAUUGAUGACCACUUCCUCUUUGACAAGCCCGUGUCCCCUCUACUGCUGGCCUCAGGAAUGGCCCGUGAUUGGCCGGACGCCAGAGGAAUCUGGCACAACGACAACAAGACCUUCCUGGUGUGGGUGAAUGAGGAAGACCACCUGCGCGUGAUUUCCAUGCAGAAGGGAGGAAAGAUGAAGGAAGUGUUCACUCGCUUCUGCACCGGUCUCACCAAGAUCGAGACCCUGUUCAGGGACCGGGGCCACGCCUUCAUGUGGAACGAACACCUGGGUUACGUUCUGACCUGCCCCUCCAACCUGGGCACCGGCCUGCGAGCAGGAGUGCAUGUGAAGCUGCCAAACAUGAGCAAGCACGCCAAGUUUGACGAGAUUCUCUCCAAACUGAGGCUCCAGAAACGGGGCACUGGCGGCGUGGACACCGCUGCCGUCGGCGGAGUGUUUGACAUCUCCAACGCUGACCGACUGGGCUUCUCCGAGGUGGAGCUGGUCCAGAUGGUGGUUGACGGGGUCAAGCUGCUGGUGGAGAUGGAGAAGAGGCUGGAGAAAGGCCAGCCCAUUGACAACCUGAUGCCUACCCAGAAGUAAAGUCCUCCUAAAGAGGAAAUAAAAGACAAAGAAUACUCCUGUUUCUCCCUUUCUGUUCCUUUCUAACCACCGCUAUCGUCCCUCAAAGCCCUGCACUCUGAUUGGCUGCACUCCCAGUUUCACUUGUUGACUUGUGUAUUUAAGAUCUGAAAUGCAAUAAAAAAAUGGUUUGUUUCAA